AUGCGUUUAAAAAGUAAAAUCGUUGAACGCAAUGAUAGUUUCUCGUUCAUAUGUCCAAUAGUGCUAGAUGGUAAACACAAAGUUGUUGAAUUACUAAUCCGAGAAACUCAUGAAAAUAUGUGUUAUGCUGGCGUGCAAACUUUAAUAUGUCAUUUACGAGAGAAAUUUUGGAUUCUAUCUAUGCGAAAGACUGUCCAAUCUGUUGUAUCGAAAUGUAUUAGGUGCAAGAAAUUCGACGCUAAGAAAAUGAAAGCUGAUCCAGCCCAUUUACCUGUCCAUCGAGUAAAAAAUGCAGCGGUAUUUGAAGUAAUUGGGGUGGAUUUUGCUGGGCCAGUGUUUUUACGUGGAAAGCAAAAGGGUUGGAUCUGCUUAUUCACGUGCGCAAUAUAUCGAGCUGUUCACCUAGAACCAGUAACGUCAAUGUCAACUAAAGUAUUUUUAGAUAGUUUUCAUCGAUUUAUCGGACGUCGUGGAAGACCCUCCAUCGUCUACAGUGAUAAUGGGACAAAUUUUGUCGGCGCCGAUAAUGCGUUCGAGUCUUUAAAUUGGGAUAAAAUUUCUAAAUACAGCUCUGUGAAGCGCAUUGAUUGGAGUUUCAAUCCACCGAGUGCGACAUGUUGGGGAGGUUGA
Belonocnema kinseyi is the source of this 630-nucleotide messenger RNA. RefSeq lists its product as uncharacterized. The transcript has a single exon. NCBI's taxonomy places the organism in Eukaryota, Metazoa, Arthropoda, Insecta, Hymenoptera, Cynipidae. The coding region runs from base 1 to 630 and encodes 209 amino acids. The record is from RefSeq and is a predicted model, not a curated record. Gene Ontology annotation, molecular function: nucleic acid binding.